This is a messenger RNA of Sphaerodactylus townsendi, 535 nucleotides long. RefSeq names its product protein S100-A12-like. Gene Ontology annotation, biological process: endothelial cell migration. Gene Ontology annotation, molecular function: calcium ion binding. Bases 116 to 451 code for a protein of 111 amino acids. Gene Ontology annotation, cellular component: cytoplasm; extracellular exosome. The record is from RefSeq and is a predicted model, not a curated record. NCBI's taxonomy places the organism in Eukaryota, Metazoa, Chordata, Lepidosauria, Squamata, Sphaerodactylidae. The transcript has 3 exons.
CAAAAAGACUAUAAGAGAAGAGCUCCUCCUAAGAAUCUUCACUACAUCUUCCCCGGUUCUUGCUCUUCUGUUCCUCUCUUGUUGGUUGAGUUCACAGGUGGGCCGCUGACUCAAGAUGUCUGAGACUCAGUUGGAGAAAUGCUGCGAGUGCAUCAUCAACAUCUUCCACCAGUACUCGGUUCGGGUGGACCAUUUCGAUAUGCUCAGCAAGAGCGAGCUGAAGAAGCUGAUCGAGCAACAGCUGCCCAACUUCCUUAAGAAAACGAAAGAUCAGAAGUCUGUUGACGCCUUAAUGGCAGAGCUUGACAAGGACAAGAAUGGGCAGCUCUCCUUUGAAGAAACCAUGCCUUUUAUCGUGCGAAUACUGAUUGCUUGCCAUGACCACAUCCACCAGAAAGAAGGCCACGGCCACGGCCACAGCCACGGCCAAGGCCACGGCCACAGCCACUAAACGUCAUCAGUAACAUCAACAUUUUACUUUCUUGGUCAUUGUUGUUGCUGGGAGAUUGAACCAUUAAAGAUUGACCUCAUGUUC